Onychostoma macrolepis is the source of this 2175-nucleotide messenger RNA. It is a transcript of the gene crybgx, whose product is annotated as crystallin beta gamma X. The transcript has 9 exons. The record is from RefSeq and is a predicted model, not a curated record. Lineage: Eukaryota; Metazoa; Chordata; Actinopteri; Cypriniformes; Cyprinidae. Gene Ontology annotation, molecular function: structural constituent of eye lens. Gene Ontology annotation, biological process: lens development in camera-type eye; visual perception. Bases 485 to 1108 code for a protein of 207 amino acids.
GGUUCUGCUGCGGCGCUCCUCUCGUGGCUGAGGAGAACUGCGACGUCUACCGGCGCGGAGAACUGGACACACGGGUAGUUUUGCCCUAGUUUACCGAGGUGGACACGUCAAAUACCAAAACAGCAGAAACAUGAGAAAAACUGCACUGAGGAGAAUGCAGAGAGUGCACACGGUGGGGACAACAAUCUCUGUGACCAUCUCCAUGUGGCUGAUCAGUGGAUCUGGAGAUAAACAACUAGAUCACUGCCGGCUGUGCUGCCGGUGGGAAGAGAAGUCAGCAACAGUUACACUAACCUGCCGCAAGGAGCUGGUUACUUGAGGUGCAUGUUUCCAGUGCCUUUCUUUUCCAGCUUUCAAUCUGUGCAUAUCAAUACACAGACAGACUACAGAGAGAGCAGCAGAAAGAGUAUGAGCAUUCUAGCACUCCCUGUUUCUAUGUACCUGCUGUAUUUAAGGACCAUCUUAGUGGCCACCACGAGCUGACAUGAACAUCUUUACUAAGGUCCCCGGACUAGCCAAACAAACCAGCAAGCUGGGGUCUGUGCUCCAACGUGCCUUCUACGGGUCCAGUGGGAGGGUGACCCUUUUCGAGCAGAGGAACUUUGCAGGUCGGCGACUGGACCUGACCUCUGACUGUCAGAAAUUGAGCGAAAAAAACUUUCCCGACAGAUGCAACUCUGUCCAGGUGGAGAGUGGAGCAUGGGUGGCAUAUGAACAUGAGAACUUCCGUGGACGUCAGUACCUGUGGGACAUGUUUGACAAGGGGGAGUACAACUGCACUGAUAGGUGGUGUGCUCAGGGUGACCACAUCUCCUCUGUCCGUGCUGUGAAACAAGAUAACAACCCUCCCCGUGCACAGCUGUUUGAGAGGGCAGGUUUCUCAGGUAAGAAGACAGAGCUCCAAGAUGACAUCCCCAACCUGAUGAGCCGUUACAGCCUUAGCAGAGUGUCCUCCAUCAGAGUAAUGGGCGGAACCUGGGUGGCGUACCAGGAGCCUAACUACAGAGGGGCACAUUACACCCUGGAGAAGAAGGACUACAACAACUUCUCUGACUGGGGUGCUCAAAACAGCACCAUUGGCUCAAUUCGCCGUAUCCGCUUCAGCUAAACAAAACCCCCUGAAAAACACCCACAUCUGUCAGCUCUUUAUACAAACAAUAUGCCAGCUAUAAGUGACACAAACCCCACAGAAGACCUAUUUUAGUAAUAAACUGAUGAAAAAGACAAAGAUUGUUGUUUGUGCUUAAGUUACCAUACAGGAACUACAUAAUUUAUUAGGUAUCAUAAAGAUGAAAAGUUCUUCCAACAGCUCAGAAUAAGUGUUGUGUCGCCCUCUGGUGGUAAAACACACUUGUGCAAUUUCAGCCUGUCUGGUCUAUAAUGUUACCUGGUAUGCCAGAGCAACCACCAUCUUAAGAUAGUCUUGUAGCACAGCUCCAGGAUUGUUCCCAGGAUGCUACAGCACUGUUUGGUCCUGCCCUGAUGGGAUGAGGGGAUGCUUAUAGGAACUGUGAGCUCACGGCUUUGCCCUCUCUUCUAUGAUCCGAAUCCUUUAAAGAGCAGCUGUGGAGCUCAUCUGUGUAUAUUUGAGCAUACGUUGAGGAAUUCACACGGGCUUUAGCUCUGUGUUGGACUGACAGACACAUGCUGUCGUGCUCUCUAAAGGCCGGUGAGGUAUUUCUGUGGGUCGUGGGAGUAGCAGUUGCUGUGCCCCUGUCGUGCCGAUGACAUUGUGCUACAUCUCUCUCACGGUCACCGCAGCAGCCUGGAGGUACCCACCAGUGUAGACACAGCGGAGGGGUAGAACGAAUGCAAACUGGUUUAGGAUGAUGCAGAGAAGGAAGUACAGGGAAUGAGAGAGAUUUAUGUGAUAAGAAACAAAACCAUUAUGUUAACCACUGACACUUUAUUCAUUCUAUAAAACUAGUGUUACAGCUAGUAUUGUGCCCAUUAGUGCUGAUUUCACUGUUACCACUGCUGUUGCUCCUAUACUAUAGUAGCACAUGACCAUGUUUCCCUAGAAUUUGGGAAAAAAUAAAUCCAAUUAUGUACAGUGAGACAGGAGUGAAAUUAUAAUAUAAUAUUGUUACUUUUGUAAUAUAAAUGAAUAUAUUAUAUAAGUGAACAGCAAAAACAACUUGAUAUUUCACAGAGAUUCUGCUGAUUUGAAACAAU